Messenger RNA from Cooperia oncophora, 174 nucleotides. Lineage: Eukaryota; Metazoa; Nematoda; Chromadorea; Rhabditida; Trichostrongylidae. The record is from the annotation of a GenBank genome assembly.
AUGUACGAGUACAAAUGCGUUGGCUCUUACUACGACAUUAGUCCAAAUUAUUUCCUCGAUGUACAGAACGAUUUAAAGUUUCGAAAAGAGUGGGAUAGUAACGUGAUGCGUUUGGAGCUCUUGAAGGAGGAAGAUGAGCAUGAGGUUAGCAAUUCUCUUAUGCUAUUGCAGUAG